Molecule: messenger RNA, 2394 nt
Organism: Dovyalis caffra
Lineage: Eukaryota; Viridiplantae; Streptophyta; Magnoliopsida; Malpighiales; Salicaceae
Source: the annotation of a GenBank genome assembly
AUGGAAAGAGAGGAAAACGAGCUGGAAGAUGAAAUCAAGGAGGCUGGACAUGCACUUCUUUCACCUCCAUCUUCUGUUUCGCAACUCAUCUUUUUGCUUGAGAAACUUGAGAAUUGUUUAACGAGAGUGGAUCAAUCUCCUUCCAACUCAAUGCAAAAGGCAGUAGAGCUUGCAAUGAAGGCACUUAUGACCAAAGAACUUUUGAAUCAUUUGGAUGUGGAUGAUGUUUUGCCUAUUGCACAAAAGCUUGGAGAGAGAGUAUUUGAAAACUGUGGAUCAAAGCUUGCUCGCUACAUGCCUCAGGCAAAUUAUAGUGGCCAGAAGCGUAGUAGGGGCAGGCUGCAAUAUUCAGGAAGUCAUACUGAGCUAGUUGUGAAGGAGAAAAAUGAUAGAGAAGAAGGCUGUGGAUAUCAGGUUUUUGAAGAGGGGAAUAGAGAGGAAGGUGAAAGGACCAAAGAGAAGGCAGUUCAACAGGAAGAUGAAAUUUCCCUAGGGGAGUUUAUGAAACAGAUGAGAAGCAGAAAAAGGGUCAAAACAAACCAGAAGCCAGUUGUGAAGGAGAAAAAUGAUAGAGAAGGAGGCAGCGAAAUGCAGGUUUUUGGAGACAAGAAUAGUGACAGAGGCAGAAAGGAGGAAAUUGAUAGAGAAGAAAGUUGUAAAGAGCAGGGUUUUCAAGAAGACCAUAGCGAGGAAGGCAAGAAGGCCAAAAGGAAGGUUUUCAAAGUGAAGAGACAUCACAAGAAAGGUGUAGUUUUCCUAGGGGAGAUUGUGAAAAAGAAUGGAAGCGGAGCAAGGGUAAGAAAAGACCAAACGGGUUUUCAAGAGGACCAUAGUGAGGAAGGCAAGAAGGCCAAAAGGAAGGUUUUCAAAGUGAAGAAACGUCAAAAGAAAGGUGUAGUUUUCUGUGCGGGGAUUGUGGAAGAGAAGGGAAGGAGAGCAAGGGUGAGAAAAUACCAAACGAGUAGACGAAAACUUAAAUAUAAGGGAAAACAAGCCAUGGACUGUAAAUGCAACCAGCGGAAAAUGCAUGAGUUUCUUUCAAACUUAAAAGGGAAGAAAAGAAGCAUAAUUGCAAAUUCAAUCUUCUCUGCUUUCCUUGAUAUUUGUAAUUGCCCUAUUAACCGCAGUCUGGCAGCAGCUCUUAUUGAAUGCUAUGAUGCUAAAACGGAUGCAUUUGUUAUAGCAGGCCAGCCACUCAAGUUCUGUGGAAAAGAAAUUGAGAAAUGCAUUGGACUCAGCUUUGAAGGGAAAAGGGUGGACAUAAAUUUGUUGGGUGGGCAUAAUGAUUCUCAAAUUGCAUGGAGGUACUUUCAAAUUGUGAAAGGAAAAGCAAGAAUCAAAAAGAAGUCAGCAGGUGCGGGGAAGGAAAAGGAGGAUGGAGAAAUGAGAAGUUCCUUGUCGAUAUCCAGCAGUUUGCUUCUGCAAGAACUAAACCGGAUGAGUGUAGAUGAAAAAGAUGAAGCUGACAACUUCCUUCGUCUAUCCAUUUUAUACAUGUUCAAUGUAUAUUUCUUCCCAUCCUUGUCCAAACAUAUAUCUUGGUGGCCGCUCAAAUUCCUGGAAAAUCUACAUGAUUUCGGCUCAUAUGCUUGGGGACGGGCUGCAUAUGACUAUUUACAUAAAUAUCUGCAAAAAGCAGCAAUCAAGUUGGCUGGUCAGAACAAAUUCUAUGCAUGCUUGAAUGGAUGUGUUCCAUUGUUGCAGACUCUGGCAUUGGAACGGAUUAGCAAGUUGCGAGUCCUAACUCCUCCAACAAGCCUAAGUCCCUCUAUACUCAAUUCUAGUAAGAUGAAUGGUAUGACAUUCGAUGCAAUCUUACAGGUGUUGGCCGAGCUGCAACCUGAUGAGAUCAAGAAAUGCAAGGAUUGUGAAGCUAUAGCUGAGAACGAGACUCGGUUGCAAGGUGACAUGGUGAAGAGAACAAAAAGGCAGAAAUGGAAAGAUAUGGGUAUAGAAGAAGAUAAAAGGAUUGAAGAGGAUCUAUUCCUAAUAGGAAAUGCGCUUGUUUCAUCUCCAUCUUCUGUUCAACAACUUAAUGCCUUGCUUGAUAGUGCACUUAAUCCUGUAAUGAAGGAACUGAUGACCAAAGAGCUUCUGUAUCAUUCAGAUGCGGAUGUAAAAGUUUCUGUUGCAUCAUGCAUCAAUCAGAUUUUAAGAAUUAAAGCACUAGAUGUUCCUUAUGGAGAUGAACGGAUGAAGGUAGACUUGGAAAUUUUACAGCUAAUUGUAGCAGCAUUUGAAAAUUUAUCUGAUACCACAGGCCCUUCAUACAGUAAAAGAGUUUCCAUACUUGACACUGUUGCAAACUUCGGAUCUUGGAAUCUGAUGGUGGAUCUCCAAUGUCAUUCCUCAAUUGUGGAGAUGUUUAAGCAUUUUCUGACAAACAUAAGGUGA